GAGAAGUGAGCAUGUGACAUAACCUUACACUUUUUUUUCUAUUUUUUACUUGUGGGAUUACUUAAAAUUAAAACAAUGACUUUAUAUCACUUCGGCAAUUGUAUUGCAUUAAUUUAUGUUCCUUACUAUUUAACUUAUAAAUACUCGGGUUUAUCCGAAUAUGGAGCUUUCUGGAAAUGUAUUCAAGCAGGCUGUGUUUACAUGUUCACUCAGUUAGCCAAGAUGCUUAUUUUGGCAACUUUUUUCCCCGACAAUGAAUCUGACCUAGGUGGCGAUUUCGUAGGGGAAUUCUUGAAAUCAACAGUCGAUUUAGCGGAUUUGGUAGGAUUGUACAUGGUACUUGGGAGUAUUCCAGGAAAAGGGCAUAGUAAGGUGUUAACAGCCGGCGUCGGCUGGGCAACUGCAGAAGUGAUACUGUCGCGAGCUCUGCUAUUGUGGGUGGGCGCGAGAGGUGCCGAAUUCGAUUGGAAGUACAUACACAAAUGUUUGGAGUCUAACAUUGCGUUAGUUCAGCACAUAUCGACGGUCACAUUAAUAUGGUUGUGGACGAGACAUGAUCUUCCUCUGAAUUUUAAACCUGUCGUCACUGCUUUGCUAUUAUUUUCAUCCUUUAAACCUUUUUUGUUAGAGACACUGUUCAAAUUUUUGAUAACUGGUCCAUGGGUGGUAAUUUUCGUAAAAGCUUUGGUCACUGUGUCGGUUAGUGUUUUUACAUUGAUUAUUUAUGCGGGGCUAGCGCAAAGUAUUGGAAUUUUCUAAUUUAGUCAUAAUUUGUAAAGACUUGUUUCUUGUAGUUGUUUAAGGUGUACUAAAAGUUUAUUAAAAAAUAUGUACCUACA
Messenger RNA from Photinus pyralis (common eastern firefly), 839 nucleotides. Its product is annotated as transmembrane protein 147. The transcript is spliced from 3 exons. Lineage: Eukaryota; Metazoa; Arthropoda; Insecta; Coleoptera; Lampyridae. Bases 76 to 759 code for a protein of 227 amino acids. The record is from RefSeq and is a predicted model, not a curated record.